UUGGAGUGGCCUAUGGCAUGUUGGCUUGGUGCGGGAUGAAGGCUCGUGCGAGCAAUAGCAUGAGACCGGUAAGAGAGGCUAAGGGUGCUAGGAUGAGGAGGGGCUUGCAGUGGCCGAUGAAGGUCGGCUUUAGUAUGGGGCCGUGGCAUGCGGGAUCGAAGGGUUGGAGCGUGCUUGGACUAGCCUCGUAUGGGGUUAUGGCGUGCGGGAUUGAAGGGCUAGAAGGGCUAGAGCUGGGCAAUGAGCUUCGGAUGAGGGAAAGUUGGCAUGUGGAUGUUUAUGAAAAGGAGGAGAUAGAAGGCUCGUGA
This is a messenger RNA of Dovyalis caffra, 308 nucleotides long. The record is from the annotation of a GenBank genome assembly. NCBI's taxonomy places the organism in Eukaryota, Viridiplantae, Streptophyta, Magnoliopsida, Malpighiales, Salicaceae.